Molecule: messenger RNA, 122 nt
Organism: Paramecium sonneborni
Lineage: Eukaryota; Ciliophora; Oligohymenophorea; Peniculida; Parameciidae
Source: the annotation of a GenBank genome assembly
AUGAAUAUUUGCCAUUUUAAAAACUAAAUCGAUAAUGCUAACAGUAUGUUUGAUGACGAAUCAAAUUAAAAUAAGUUAGUAAAAACAAAACUCAGCAUUUAAAAAAAAGUAGAUAUGUGAGC